Messenger RNA from Austrofundulus limnaeus, 2154 nucleotides. RefSeq names its product zinc finger protein 385D (gene znf385d). NCBI's taxonomy places the organism in Eukaryota, Metazoa, Chordata, Actinopteri, Cyprinodontiformes, Rivulidae. The transcript is spliced from 8 exons. Gene Ontology annotation, molecular function: zinc ion binding; nucleic acid binding. The record is from RefSeq and is a predicted model, not a curated record. Gene Ontology annotation, cellular component: nucleus. Bases 341 to 1498 code for a protein of 385 amino acids.
UCCCAUCUUCUCCAGGUUCUGCUAAAUGUUCUGGGUCCAAACGGAGCCGAGCUGCGGAACAACUGGUCUCCAUUAAAAGGAAGAGAGCGUGAAGUUGGACGGGCUCGUUCUGCCUCUGGUCGUGUGUGCUCACUGAACCUGAUUUAUCAAAUCCAAACGCUUCCUGUGUGUCCCCCCUGGUUCCACAUGGAAACCUGAACCAGAUGAGCUCGCCUCAGAAACUAUGGAGUGAUGCAAGAGAGGCUUCCUGAGGGGCUGAACCUGCUGCUCAGGUAACACAUGUCAAAAUGGCCUCCUGCCCGCUCUGGUGCGUCCAACCCUGCCUGCGGUCCAGACCUCCAUGGGCGUGAAGCAGUUCCUCCCGAUCCCAUUGGACGCAGCCUCUGCCAUCAGCCUCUUCCCAGGAUUCAACGCAAUGGACCCGGUGCAGAAAGCUGUCCUCCAUCACACCCUCGGCCUCCCGCCCACAGCCAAGAGGAAGCACGUGUCCUGCGGCGUCUGCCAGCUCAGGUUCAACUCGCAGAACCAGGCGUCGGCCCACUACAAGGGCACCAAACACGCCAAGAAGCUAAAAUCCCUGGAAACCCCGAAGAGUAAGCUGAAAGGCUCAACGGGCGCCAAGGAAACGGCCAAUCAGGAGACGGCCAAGGGCGUCAACACGUCGCACAUCCCCAACGGCACCAACGGGAAAGCUCCGCCUUCGGUGAUCCGGUUCGUCAAACCCUCGGCUGCUCCGUCACCGGGACCGGGACCUGUAUGUUCGCCGACGGUCUUAAACGUCACGGCGAGCUCAGAGACAAACUCGCCUUCUGAAGGAGACGAGGGGUCAAAGGUCAGCCCGUCCUCAGAGCCCGACCCGGACCAGGAGGCCGAACCAGAGACAGAGGAGGCGAAGGCCAGACGCCUGCUGUACUGCUCGCUCUGUAAGGUCGCCGUCAACUCCGCGUCACAGCUCGACGCUCACAACAGCGGUACGAAGCACAAGACCAUGCUGGAGGCCCGGAGCGGCGUCGGCUCCAUCAAAUCUUUUCCUCGGCCCGGAGUCAAGGGCAAACUGGCUUCGACCUCCAAGUCGUCGACGGGACUGCAGAACAAAACCUUCUUCUGUGAGACGUGCGACGUGCACGUCAACUCAGAGACGCAGCUCAAACAGCACAUUAGCAGUCGGCGCCAUAAAGACCGAGCAGCAGGGAAACCAGCCAAACCCAAAUACAGCCCCUACAGCAAACCGCCGAAAGGCUCGACCCAACAGCCGAUGAAGUUAAUUUUGGGGAAGGAGCGUCAGCAGCCUCUCACCACUCAGAUCCUCCCUGCUCACCUGGCGGCGGUGGCGGCGGCCACCAUCGGGAACUCUUUCGCUCAACGCACCAACAACGGCCCCAGCCCGGUGCUGAGCCCGGGCCUCUUCCAGACUCAGAACCUCCCCGCUGCGCUGCUCCGCCCGGCCCCCGGCCCCAUCAGGACCUCUCACCCACAGGUCCUCUUUGCUCCUUACUGAGCUCUCUGAACCGUGUGGACCGCCCGGACCGGGCCGAGCAGAGGCCUCUUCAGCUUCCUUCUAUGCAUUUGGAAACAUCCUCACAUCGGGACCGCUUUGGUUUGGAUUAUUGGUCCGAAGCAGCGAAGCACCGGGAGCUUCUCAUGCUGGAUUUAAUUCUCAGAUCCGGACUGGACCAGGUUUCUGCUCCACCUCACGGCCUACAGCUCCCACCCAGAACCAGGACGUGGACCUACAGUAUUGCAAUAAUGUAUAAACAAACCCUGUGAACUAUGCAGCAUUGAAGAAAACGUGAUGGGAUAAGUUUUUUGUGAAGCUACGACGGCGUGGCACAACGUGGAGGAAUUCUGUCUGAAGAUUGUUUGUGGUGCCGAGGCCCUCCUCUGUUCCUGUAUGCACUUUAAGCUCUUUCUCUGAUGUCGACUUUAGAUGGCUAGACUGUGUUAGGUGGUUAGUUUGUGUCGUAUCGUGUGUUUUUUGCAUUUGUCCCUGCAUUUCUGUGUGUGGAUGUGUUCUGUGUGACUGUCUGUGUGUGAGAGACGUCCAGUUGUUCCGGUCGUUUAUCCAGCGCCUGUCCUCGCCACCAAGGCUCAUCGUGUUAAAUGUUGGUGUGUAAAAAGUGAUCAGUUUCAAAUAAAAAGAGCCCUAAUUUGUUA